This is a messenger RNA of Achroia grisella, 1515 nucleotides long. RefSeq names its product elastin-like. The transcript is spliced from 2 exons. The record is from RefSeq and is a predicted model, not a curated record. Bases 346 to 1008 code for a protein of 220 amino acids. NCBI's taxonomy places the organism in Eukaryota, Metazoa, Arthropoda, Insecta, Lepidoptera, Pyralidae.
UUGAGAUCGUAAAUACUAUUUGAUGGAUAUGUAUUACCUAGGCUAGACUUGCACGUAAUCAAUAAAAGGUGCGCCGAUGUAGAUCGGCCUGCGCCGUGAGCUAGACGCUACCAGCGCUGCCACUACUGUGUGUUGCUUCACAUAGCUGCUCCCAUGCAUUAACGGCUCGUGAAUAGUAGCCAUACUUAUUCGUCACAAAGUUGCGUUGUUAUUAUUGUUAACGGAGGAUCGGUAACACACUUUCACUUUCAACAUCGGAAUCCCCGAAGCUGAGAUCUCAACUGGCCUACAGUUGAGCUCAGACAAGCAGCAUCGCCAGCCGACUUAUCCGACGCGACUCCCAAAAUGAAAAUCGCCACGUUCCUGUUCCUGGUGUUGUACUGUGGCGCUGCGCUCGUGACAUGUGAGCAAGCUGCCACUAAAGAUCUGAAUGUGGAAGACAACGAAGAUCUCGGACGGGGACGACGCAAGCGUAAGAAACAGCAGCAGAACGGUGGCAGUUGCGGUUACGGAAGAACAUUCGGGGAGAAAUUCUUCGGACUUCACGAUUAUACUUAUGUGUCGGCGCCUGUCAUGAACUAUUUCUUCGGGUGUGGUUUAGCAGCGGUGCCGGUCGCCGCACCCGCCCCAGUCGCACCUAUUGGACCUAUCGCGCCUGCGCAUCCGCUGCCUAUAUAUCCCAUACAGGUCAGCCAAAGUCAGAGCCAAAGCAAUCAAGGCCACGGGGGGCACGGUGGUCACGGUGGACACGGUGGACACGGUGGACUUGGUGGACACGGGGGCUUCGGUGGUCCCGGUAACUUUGGUGGUUUCAAUCAGGGCUUUCCGCAACGCCCGAUUUACAAUCGUCCUUACCUGCCACCCAACCGCCCCUUCCAGGGUGCUGUGUCAGCUGCAGCGUCAGGUUUUGGAAAUGCGUUGGCUGACUAUAUCUCCCAUCCCCGGACGCAGAAACAAAUCAACAGACAAAUAAAUAUGUUCUUCAGGCCGAUCACCAAACUGUUUUAAGGUGAUCCGCAUCUGUGUUCUACCUAUAGUGUUCUAGUGCAGUGGUUCUAAUGUGUUACAGGAUAGUAGAUAGUAAGUAUGAAUAUGCCAUACUAUAUAGUCUACAAGUAUUAUCUUUAGUCGUGUAAUUUAGGAUAUUCGUAUUAAACUGUUGGCAAAAUGAUUUAACAUGUUAGAAAGUUACAAAUAAAGUUAAAACCCUUAAAGAUUUUCAAUAUAGAUUGACGUGAAUAAAAAAAAAUGUUUCGAUAAAUAUUAUAGUAGUAUAGUAGACUUGUCUUGAUUCCAUAAUGCAAGGAACUCGUUUCUGUAAAGUUAAUUGCAUUGUACGUUGUAUACCUAUAUCUUUACAAAAUUUGCAAUUGUGACGUAUAUUAGUUGAUAAGGUAAACCUGUUUUUGAAUAAUAAUUUCCAAAGUAUAACUCUAAUGUUAACAUAUUGUAAGGAAACUUAUUCCGAUGAUAUCUGUGAAUUAUGCUGUUCAAAUAUAAUAGUUAUGAUUAUUA